Molecule: messenger RNA, 208 nt
Organism: Schistosoma intercalatum
Lineage: Eukaryota; Metazoa; Platyhelminthes; Trematoda; Strigeidida; Schistosomatidae
Source: the annotation of a GenBank genome assembly
GCCGAAUCACGUUUAAACGCACAAAAUCAAAUUGGUUUAACACCAUUAAUGGAAUCUGUAUCAUAUAAUCAACGAGAAGCUGUUAGCUUAUUGAUAAAACAUAAAGAUAUUGAUUUGUAUAAAAGAGAUUUUUGCACUGGUGAUACAGCUUUACAUAUUGCUGUGAAAAAGAAUUAUAUACAUAUUGUAGAAAUAUUAUUAAGAGCAG